Adelges cooleyi (spruce gall adelgid) is the source of this 1379-nucleotide messenger RNA. Its product is annotated as thioredoxin domain-containing protein 9. Lineage: Eukaryota; Metazoa; Arthropoda; Insecta; Hemiptera; Adelgidae. Gene Ontology annotation, biological process: microtubule cytoskeleton organization. The coding region runs from base 217 to 873 and encodes 218 amino acids. Gene Ontology annotation, cellular component: cytoplasm. The record is from RefSeq and is a predicted model, not a curated record. The transcript has 3 exons.
UGUGAUUUUUAAACCUGAUUGCUUACACCAAUCUCCAGUUAUACAGCUUAUACUCUUACUCUAUCGCACGGAAUCACAUCACAACUUAAGUUUAUACUUUAAGAAGCGUCUGCUGAAGACCAAUUUUGAGAAUUUGUGUUACUGACUUACAUUUACAUUCGAUUUCAUUGUGAAGCUAUUAUUUAUUAAUAAUAUUUUCAGCCUUAUACUGUAACAAUGGAGAACGUUCUUGCAAAACAAUUGUUGCAAGUGGCAGAGACCAUCGAGCAGAAAAUCGAUCAAGAAAUACAACGUCUCGAUGAAUUAGAUAUGGACAGCAUUGAGAAUAUAAGAGAACAUCGUUUACAGCAAAUGAAGAAAAUGAUAAAACAAAAAGAAGAAUGGGUGGCCAAAGGACAUGGAGAUUACGAAGAAUUAAGUGAUGAAAAAGGAUUUUUUGAAAAAUCAAAAAUCAGUCCAAACAUGGUGUUACAUUUUUACAAAGAUGGAUCACAACGAUGCAAGAUAGUCGAUCAUCAUUUGCAAAUAUUAUGCAAACAACAUCUGGAGACACGGUUUUGUAAAUUGAAUGUUACCAGAUUCCCAUUCCUCACUGAACGAAUGAAAAUCAGAGUUAUACCCACUAUAGUGUCUAUUGUAGAUAGUAUAUCCAAAGAUUUUAUUGUUGGUUUUACUGAGUUGGGAAAUUGUGAUGAUUUCUCUACAGAAAUGCUAGAAUGGCGUUUAGCUCGUUCAAAAGUUAUUGAUUACAAAGGUGAUUUAUUAAACCCACCAGAUGUGACAAAGAACAAUCGAGCAAUGGUAUUGGAAAAAAAGAAAACAAUUAGAGGAAAACUAGGCGAUGAAGACUCAGAUGGACUAGAUUCAGACUGAAUAGUAAAAGAAUAGAUUUGAUUAUUAAUUAAUAAUAUUAAUCUAUUAUUGUGAGAGCUUUCACUUAAUUUCUAUUUUUAUUAAAUCUUUUUAACACGCACUAAUGUUUAAUGUACAUGCAAGCGGUCAAAAAAUAACAUUUAAACAAAUUUGUUGUACUAAAUCCUUUUUUAUUUUAUUUGUUAAAAUCAAAGUUAGGAAAUAGGUACUUGUGCUAUGUUUACAUUCCUGACCUUUGUUAAUAACUUAACUGGGAACCACCGAUAUCGCUUUUUGCACAAAAUGAGAAUUGUUAUUAAUAUUUAGCUAUUUAUCAUUUAAUUAGCUCAAAUAACUCAAUUUUUCUAAAAAUGUGCUUUUGUACCAAAAACACAUAUGUUUUCAUUUAUAAAUUACAUUCAGAAGUUAAAUAUUGUUGUAAACUAAACUAUAUUUUUGAUGCAUACGUGAUUUAUAAACAUCUAUCUCAUUGUUUUUGUUAAUUGGCUUGAUUAAAUUUUUUUUUU